Messenger RNA from Conger conger (European conger), 4023 nucleotides. RefSeq names its product ELOVL fatty acid elongase 5 (gene elovl5). Gene Ontology annotation, cellular component: endoplasmic reticulum membrane; endoplasmic reticulum. The transcript has 8 exons. Gene Ontology annotation, biological process: fatty acid elongation, saturated fatty acid; fatty acid elongation, polyunsaturated fatty acid; very long-chain fatty acid biosynthetic process. The record is from RefSeq and is a predicted model, not a curated record. NCBI's taxonomy places the organism in Eukaryota, Metazoa, Chordata, Actinopteri, Anguilliformes, Congridae. Bases 813 to 1703 code for a protein of 296 amino acids. Gene Ontology annotation, molecular function: fatty acid elongase activity.
GCGUUGUGUUCUAUCCGGUUUCAUUUAAAUAUAUCCUCUUUUGUUUGUACAGAGGAGGCAAGAAACAAAGUUGAACGUCAUUUUAAGGGCAGGGAUCCCUAAAAUGGCAUGGGACUGUUAAAAUAAUUAAGAAACCAUAAGAAGUCAGAAAGCAAACUUACGCUGAAACGUCUAUGGAGUCUACGUAGUAGGCUCGUUGAACCACGAACUAUGGGUGUCAUGCAUGAUAAAUAUACGAUUGCACUUGUCACCAUGAAACAAGGAAAUUAUGAAGAAUCGGUCCACACUUUUAGACGCAUAAAGUUGAGAGCAUCACAGUCCCCGUUUAUUUGACGUAGAUGACGAGAGCAUUUUAUCCGGUUAAUUUUGGAGAUAAGAGCGGAGUAGGCAAAGGUGUAUACUAUAAGUUACCAACUGAAAAAAAUUGCUUUCAGUGAUUUAAAUUAGCCUAAAUUGUGCAGUAUGCAAUUAUCUUCCAAGCUGAAGACUAACGUCAUACGGUCAUUGCACAUUGUUUUUUGUCAUGUGAUAUCUGUAAGUUAAAACGUGUAACAGAAUGAGAAUUAACCGUCACUGCAUUUUUAUAACAUCAUAGAUAACACGCAACUGUGGUAGUAUUGCGUUACUGUAGCCUACAUAAUGCUGCAAUGAUUGGAGUAAAAUGUGUCGUCACUGACAGUGAAGUUUAGGGCAAUGAGCCGGAGAAUUCGAGUGUUUCUGUCUUACGGACCUUUCCACUCAGACGAAAAGUCGAGCAGGUCGUUUCCUCUGGCGGUGGACAUCCAAGGUUAUUCAUCUUCAAAGGGGCAAGGAUGGACAUGGAGAUGUUUAACCACAGGCUGAAUGUGUACAUUGACUCCUGGAUGGGCCCCAGAGAUCCCCGGGUCCGAGGCUGGCUUCUGCUGGACCACUACCCUCCAACACUGGCUCUCACGGUGAUGUACCUGCUGAUUGUUUGGCUAGGGCCGAAGUACAUGAGAACCAGACAGCCCUUCUCCUGCAGACGUGUCCUGGUGGUCUACAACGUGGGGCUGACCCUGCUGUCCCUGUACAUGUUCUGUGAGCUGGUGACUGGUAUGUGGCAGGGCAACUACAACUUCCUAUGCCAGGACACACACAGCGCUGGAGAGGCUGACACAAGGAUCAUAAAUGUCCUCUGGUGGUACUACUUCUCCAAGCUGAUCGAGUUCAUGGACACCUUUUUCUUCAUCCUGCGGAAGAACACUCACCAGAUCACCUUCCUGCAUGUGUAUCACCACGCCACCAUGCUCAACAUCUGGUGGUUCGUCAUGAACUGGGUGCCGUGCGGACACUCAUAUUUUGGAGCCUCCCUCAACAGCUUCAUCCACGUGCUGAUGUACUCCUACUACGGCCUGUCUGCCAUUCCUGCCCUGCGACCCUACCUCUGGUGGAAGAAGUAUAUCACUCAGGGUCAGCUGAUCCAGUUUGUGUUGACCAUGGCUCAGACAGGCUGUGCUGUGGUCUGGCCCUGUGGUUUCCCGGACGGCUGGCUCUAUUUCCAGAUCGGCUACAUGGUCAUACUAAUCACACUUUUCUCAAACUUCUACGUACAGACCUAUCAGAAGCAAGGAGCUUUCAGAAGAAGGGAGUAUCAGAACGGGUCCACAGAAGCCAUGAACGGCUACUCUAACGGGGUCUCGUCCACUGAAGAUAAAGCUCAUGGGAAACUGAGGGUCGACUAAAGCCUAAUACAUCCUCUAUGCAAGGAAUGAAACGCCAACACUGAUGCCAGGAGCAACACAAGGGUGUGCCUUGCAUCCUUGUGUAGCAAAAUUUGCAAUCCAGAAUGUGUAGUGCAACGUAAACGUGCGCUCCAAUUCCACAAGUUUCCGCUAGAGGAGCUAAAUAUAAACAGGAUGUAAAAACUGUUCAACCAACAACUUCACACAAAGAAGUAAUCCUUUCCACUCACUCCAGCCAGAUUAGCCCAGGCUGCCACCUUGUGGUUUGGCAGUGUAGAAGCUGGUUAAAGCAAGGACUUUGCGUAUGUUCCAUGUCUGCGUUUGCGUUCCUUGUGUAGAGUAUGUAACAGGUUUAAGACAGCACCAACUGCUGUCUGCCUUAGAGUCAAACUUUGCAGUCUUGACACAUUCUUAAAUAUCUGCAUACAUUUGCUAAGAAAGCCAUGUAAAAUUUCUUGAUAAAAGAGAUUAAAUUAAGAGUAUAUUAUUAUCCAAUGUAGACAAAAUGCCAAAGCAAUUCUAAUCUUCAAGAGAUUCCUUUAAACCUUUUGCACAUCACAACCUGUUUAUUAUUCAUAUUGAAUUAAAAACCAUUAUGGUUAAAGUAGAAAUAUAUUUUAAGUAAGCUAAGAUUGUAUGUGUACUAGUGACCCUUUUAUUUGGAGUGUCAACAGCACUGAAAGAGGAGAUAAUUUAGCCAAAACUUUAUUUUUAAAGCAGCUGGGCUUUGUGUUAAGCUGUACCUCGUCAAAAAAACGCACACUCAGUCAUAAUGCAGCACGGUCUUUAAUGCAGAAAGUAAAAAAAGCAUACACUCACUAAGCACUUUAUUAGGUACACCUGUACACCAGCUUGUUAAUGCAGAUAUUUAAUCAGCCAAUCAUGUGGCAGCAACUAUAAGCAUGUAGACAUGGCUUAGAGGUUCAGCUGUUUUUCAGACUGUUAAUGAGAGAGGUCAGAAGAGAAGGGCUAGACAGUAACGAAAAUAACCAUUACAACAGUGGUAUGCAAAAGAGCAUCUUUCAACACAACGCGUCAGACCUCUGGAGUGGAUAGGCUACAGCAGCAGAAGACCAAUAAGUCUAAAAAAAUAAUAACAUAGAUAAUAAUAAUAAUAAUACCUAAUAAAGUGCUCACUGAGUGUACAUAUAUAGUACUUCACCGAGCCUGUGCAUUAAAUACAACACUAAAGCAUUUUAUUAUAUAUUAUUUUUCAUUGGGACUGCUAACGCUGUCAUUCUGAGGCAUGAGACUGCCUGUAGUGUUUUACUGCAUCUGACGGCUUUUCUCUGCUGCUGCUGUAGCCGUAAGGCUUCCACUGUGUGCAACACAGUUAACCUGUCGUAUGGCACUGGCUUCCCCAAAAUGCCUAGUAGUAACUAUAGCAAAAAAAUUAUUUUCUAUUAAUGUAGUUUGUAUAAAUAAGUAUAAAUUUUCUUUAGAAAAUAGUAACUGUAAUCUAUACGAAUGUUUACAUGAAGUGCAGCAUAACUUUAUGCGCCAGUGAGAAUCAUGAAAAAAUGAGAUCGGUUAUGUUUUUAUUAGGUAUCAUGAGAUUUUAGCACGAUGCUUUGUAAGAAGUCCGCUAAUGUUCUUAAUGUACAGAUUGAUAGCACUUAAUGUAUAUUGCCAGAGUAUGGGCUUAAAUUGAUUGGGAAUGUUGAUUCUGAGAGAACAAAGUGUGGAUGAAUCUUAAUGUUGUGAACUUUGACUGAAUCUGAACCUUCACUCAGGAGAACUGGGUCCAUGCCAAGUACAGCUAAACCCAUAUUCAGGGCUGUGAUAAGGGUUGAGUUAGUUCCCAAGUGUCACAAUGAUUGAAAUAAAUUGCUUUUAGAAAUGUUAAGGUAUAAAUGAAAUGUUUAAAAACAUUUUUAAUUAUAUUUAUAAAAUUGGGGUUUGACAUUGCAGAGCCAUUAUUUAUGAUUAUUAUGAGGAGGAUUAUGCUUUUUUUAGUAUGACAGUUGUAGAUUGAUUGAUCAUGUGUUUUGGUUGUUUCUGGUUACUGUUUUGAUUAACCCUGGAUGAAAACCAUUUUAUUUUUGUUUUUCUGAACAAUAAAAGCAUUGAAAAAGGCAGUGACCGUGAGAUGGGGGAAGUUCUGGAGUUUCUCUGGCUUGGGGGCCACCUGAAGCCGUCUGUGUGGGAAAGAGUGAAAUGGCCCGUCCCUUGCUCCAGCAAAUAUACACUGAGCUGCACAACGUUUGGGACAGAGACAUAGGUUGUGUCCGAAAUAUGAAGGCAGCAUUUUCACAAUUUUCACUAUUUUGUUUGUCCUUUGUGGUCAUGUCCCAAAUUAAAGUAAUCAAAAAUGCAUCCA